Diceros bicornis minor is the source of this 893-nucleotide messenger RNA. RefSeq names its product nucleolar protein 7 (gene NOL7). The transcript is spliced from 8 exons. NCBI's taxonomy places the organism in Eukaryota, Metazoa, Chordata, Mammalia, Perissodactyla, Rhinocerotidae. Gene Ontology annotation, cellular component: nucleus. The coding region runs from base 16 to 798 and encodes 260 amino acids. The record is from RefSeq and is a predicted model, not a curated record. Gene Ontology annotation, molecular function: RNA binding.
GGCGUUGCUUGGGUCAUGGUACAGCUCCGGCAGCGCGUGUCCCGCGCCCCGGCGUCGGCGUCGGCGAUGGUGGACGAGGGCCAGCCCGCCUCGGAGGAGGAGGCGGAGCACGGGCUGUUGCUCGGGCAGCCCAGCAGCGGCGCGGCCGCCGAGCCGCUGGAGGACGACGAGGAAGGGGACGAUGAGUUUGAAGACGACGAGGCCCCCGAGGAGCUGACUUUCGCCAGCGCCCGGGCGGAAGCGAGAGAAGAGGAGCGGCGAGUGCGGGAGACGGUGCGCAGGGAUAAAACGCUCCUGAAGGAGAAGAGGAAGCGACGCGAGGAGCUGUUUAUCGAACAAAAGAAAAGAAAACUCCUUCCAGAUGCCAUUCUAGACAAGUUAACUACAGCUUCACAGACAAACAUAAAGAAGUCACCAGGGAAGUUGCAAGAAGUUAAUUUGCAGAAGAAAAAUGAAGAAUGUGAAAAAGGAAGUAACUCCAAGAAAACUAAAGAGAAGGUGCAAAAAGUACAGUCUGUUGGCCAGAAUAGAAGCUACGUGGCUGUAAGGCUCAAAGACCAAGAUCUGGGAGAUUCAAGGCAAGAAGCAGCCAAAGCCUUCAUACAGAACUGUUUAUAUGGUCCAGGAACCAACAGAACUACUGUAAAUAAGUUCCUGUCUCUCGACAACAAGAGGUUACCAGUGAAAAAGGCUGCAGCCCAGUUUUUGAAUAACGCUUGGGGAACGCAGAGAAAACAAAAUGCCAAGAGGUUUAAAAGACGGUGGAUGAUCAGAAAGAUGAAAACUUCUAAGAAGUAAAUCAAAGCUAAAUGCAGAAUGUACUUUGUAUGUAUAGAACUUAUGGUUAUUUAGAGAAUUUUUCUGAAGAAAUCUAAUAAAUCAUUUAUACAUCA